AUGGAGGGACUGGUCCUGUUCAAUGCGCUGGUCACCCGGCUGCUGUUCUUACUGCACUCGCUGGUUGGGGUCUGGAGAGUGGCCAAGGUAUAUGAGGAGCCGAGGUACUGGCUGCUUGCGAUGCUCACCCUCUUGCUCUUUCUGGAGACUGCGCUCACCCUCAAGUUCAAGCGCGGCAGAGGCUACAAAUGGUUUUCACCAGCCAUAUUUGUAUAUCUAAUUAAUAUCGUUCCAUCAUUAUGGAUUCUUGAAGUGCACCAUGGGACCCAGUCUUGUAGUAGCCAGUCAGAAGGAAUGUCACAGAAUACCAGCAGCAAAGAAGACGUCAAUCAAACUCUGAUGUUAAAUGAACAAACCCAUGGAGGAGAUGAUCUCUUCGAGGCGGCCAGAGUUUUUAUACAUAACUUAUCUGAAGUAUGUGAGAAAGAUUGGACUUUGGCCCUCCAUCAGACACUCUUAUUAAUGCUAAUAAUUGGAAGAUGGCUUCUACCUAUUGGAGGCACAAUCACUCGGCACCAACUCUCUGAACUUCUCCUUAUGUUUGUGGGGACAGCUGCUGACAUACUGGAAUUCACAAGUGAGACCUUGAAAGAAAAAAAUGUGAGGAAUAACUUUGUCCUAGUCUGUGCUAUCCUUUUCAUAUGGACCUGGGGCCUGCUGCAGUUUCCACUUGACCUGGCAGUACAGCAUGAAGUGUGUCCCUCAUCUUUGAGAGCGAGGGGGUUCCCCACCCAGUUCUUCUGCCAAUACAGUGCCGAUCUGUGGAACAUUGGAAUCACUGUCUUCAUACAAGAUGGUCCUUUCCUUAUCGUGCGCCUCAUAUUGAUGAUCUAUUUCAACGUGACCAACCAGAUGCUGGUGUUCUUUGCUGUGAAGAAUUUCCUUGUGGUGAUGUUACACCUCUACCGCUUGGUUGUUUUGGUCUUGGUUGCCCGUGCCUCUUUGCAAAGCCAGCCACAAGUCCUACGAGGAGAACACAGUGGCCCCAUUGAUGCAGCUGAGAGUGGGGUCUCACCUGGGGACUGGGAGAGAGGUUCCAAGGAGGGCGUGGUUGUGCCUUUGCGGGGCUCGCCAGUCACCUCUGAUGACUCUUACCCCACACCAUAGUUAUUUAUUGACAGCAGCAUGCAAGUGAAUUAUUUGACUUUCCAGUCCUUCUUACAAACAGAAUCUCCCUCUUUCUAUUUCAAAAAAUCUUGUCU
This is a messenger RNA of Pteronotus mesoamericanus, 1202 nucleotides long. RefSeq names its product transmembrane protein 26 (gene TMEM26). The transcript is spliced from 6 exons. NCBI's taxonomy places the organism in Eukaryota, Metazoa, Chordata, Mammalia, Chiroptera, Mormoopidae. The record is from RefSeq and is a predicted model, not a curated record. Bases 1 to 1107 code for a protein of 368 amino acids.